UCGACGAGGGACGUCAUAAAGUGGCGUGAACAACCCGUUUAAAAUCCCAAUCUUCAAAUAAAAUACUUAAGACGUUUAGUUUAACCAAGCCGCGCUUUAGUCCGAAAUUGACUAUUUUCGCUCAGGCUUCUGGCGGGCCAACUAAAAAAAAAAAAAAACUCGAGCGGGUCCUUCCAGCCGCCUGUCAGUACAUGACCGAGGACGCCUGUCUGGAAUGAUGCGCGUUUUAAAACGUCACCGUCGCAAUUAAUAUCAAAUUUACAUAUGCGAUGUAGAAUUAAUUUACAAAAAAACAAAAAAAUUGCGUGAGCCGACUCAUUUUUUGUUUUGCUGUUUUCUUGCUGCGUGCGCAAUGAGUGUCGAGGCGUGUCCAUUCUGUGGGAAGUCCUACAAAAGGUUAAAGACCCACCUUCCACACUGCAAGGCUGCGCCCAAGUCGUCGUCCGCCCACCAUGACCCCGCCAAGCCUCAAACGCCGGCCAGGCUGGCUGCAGACUUGCCCGAAAAAAAGGGCGCCGAGUCCAACAAGAAGGUGGCGGAGAACAGCGUCACGCUAAAACCGCCCUUAUCGUCUACUUCUAAAAAGAAGAAGGUGUCAUUACCUGCUUCCAAGCCAGAGAAAAAGAGCGCCGAAGCAGCGAAGCCCAGCCAGCGUCAAAGAUCUGCUCAGCCUGAAGCUAAAAGUGCUUCGAAAAAGAAAGCGGUGAAAGAAGUGGAGGGAGUAGACCUCAGCGAGGAAAAGAGAGACUUAUUAGGGAAAGAGAUUCUAAAGGAGUCAGGAAGUGUGUCCAGGAUUACGCUGCAGCAUGUCGGGACCACGUUAGGCCGAGCUAAAAGCAGCAGGCCGACCAUUCCCAUCCAAACAAACGGUCCCGAGUCAAAGAGAAGUAAUGCUAAUGUGUCACGAGCAGCACCCAAACAAGCAUCUUCCGAGGUCACACCAGCCUCGCAGGCGAGCCAGGCCACGCCCCCUCCACACAUCGACGACAGCCUCAACGUGGGCCUGCGUCACAGCGCCCGACUCCCCUCGGCUUCCCUGGUACACUUCCACCGCCUCCCGUCGGAUACUGAAGAUGCGUUAAUGUCCCGGAAAAAGACAGACAAUUCCUCAGGGCGGGGCCUGGGUCAGGUGACCCUGAGGGAGCUUCCCUGUUGGCUGGCCUGCAGGACCCCGAGCCGCCCGAGAGACGUGGUGGAAAUGAUGCAGAGAGGCUGGGGGUGGUACUGCGGGAAGUACUUCCACGUGAGGAAAGGCGGCAUCGGCGGCGUGGCCAUGCUGUUGGCGGGGUACUGUGUGCUCAGCUACGUCUGGUCCUACCCCCAUCUUAGUAGAGCGUGACCGCUGGAGGAAGUACCACUAAUACCGUGAAAAUCCUCUUCGGACAACUUUCCACUGUUGGAUCAUUUUUGAAGUUUGACAUUUACUCCAAAUGUAACUUGAGGACUUAAAAAACGUGUGGUUUGUCUGCAGUACCACGAUCCUCCACUGGGUGUCACUGUUGCCUGGUGUCACCCCAAACAGUGUUGGUGUUGUGUGCACUGAGGUUCUGAAAGGAUUAAAAGGGAACAAUCCAAUUUUUUAUUUUUUUUUAGCUUGAUGCAAUCUGGAAACCCACUUUCUAAACCAGGGGUCGGGAACCUUUUUGGCUGAGGGAGCCAAAAAGCCAAAUAUUUUGAAAUAUACUUCCGUAAGAUAAAUAAUAAAUGGGUUGUACUUGUAUAGCGCUUUUCUACCUUCAAGGUACUCAAAGCGCUUUGACACUACUUCCACAUUCACACACACAUUCAAACACUGAUGGAGGGAGCUGCCAUGCAAGGCCCAAACCAGCACCCAUCAGGAGCAAGGGCGAAGUGUCUUGCUCAGGACACAACAGACGUGACGAGGUUGGUACCAGGUGGGAAUUGAACCAGGGACCCUUGGGUUGCGCACGGCCACUCUUCCACUGCGCCACGCCGUGGAAAAGUCAUAUAAUAUUUUUUUUAACACUGAACACAAACGCGUGCAUUUUUAAGUAAGACCAACAUUUCUAGAGUAUAAUAAGUCUCUUAUUCUUUGUAAUAACAUUGUUAUUCUGAAGCUAACUGUGGAGGGGGCGUGGCCUGCAGCAACAGGUGCGUCGAUGGCCCACCUGGGCCUUGUUAUCUAAUCACCUGUCGCUCUGUUAUAAGCAGCAGCCAGGAGGAGAGACGGGGUUGGGGCUGGAAAUACAAUUGCUGGAAAACAACCGAGAUAUUUUUUGAAAAAUAAAACAAUAUUGUAACCCUGAAACAGGCUCUCAUGUCGGUGCUUGGGGUCUGAAGAACCCCCAGGAGGGCAAGCCCCACACUAACCAAUAAUAAAUAAAUAACUUCUUACCAUUGACGCAACUUUUUGAACAGGUGCGGCAGCAAAAAGGAUGGACGGAUUAAAAAUGCAUGAGAAUAAUUUAUAUUUUGAACAUUAUUUUUAACACUGUGAUUACAAGUGGAAUUAUUCACUACUGAUCGUGUUAAGCAACGUCAGCUCAGAUUUAUCUGAGAGCCAGAUGCAGUCUUCAAAAGAGCCACAUCUGGCUCUAGAGCCAUAGGUUCCCUACUCCUGUUCUAAACUAUCGUGACGAAUCUCUUGAGGCGGAAAGGUUUUUUUUUUUUUCCUGUGUGGGUUGCAUAAUCCCUCCCAUUGCAGGAUGUCAUUAAGCAGAAUGCUGAGAGAAUAGCCAUGAAGACUUUGGCCAAACUGGGGCUCCUGUUUUGCUACUUAAAAUGAAUUUAUUUUUGCUGUGCUAACUACUAAUCAAUAAAUUACCUUUUUUUUUGGUCUAUUUUUCCACACAGCACUUGGCCAAUAUAAUAAUAAUAAAAAAAAAGCAUUUGCUCCUGUUA
This is a messenger RNA of Nerophis ophidion (straightnose pipefish), 2862 nucleotides long. RefSeq lists its product as uncharacterized. The record is from RefSeq and is a predicted model, not a curated record. The transcript has 5 exons. Lineage: Eukaryota; Metazoa; Chordata; Actinopteri; Syngnathiformes; Syngnathidae. Gene Ontology annotation, biological process: proton motive force-driven mitochondrial ATP synthesis. Bases 353 to 1339 code for a protein of 328 amino acids. Gene Ontology annotation, molecular function: proton-transporting ATP synthase activity, rotational mechanism.